CAGGAAUCUUCCUCACCACCACCACUUUCUCUCUCUCUACAUAUACAUACACGGUAUGUAUCUAUGCCCCUCCCCCCUCUCUCUCUACGCGGUUGAAGCAGCUAUGCGUUGCUGACCUAACGUCUCUUUUCUUUUCUCAUCUUCACUUUUCUUAGUUGGGGGUUUUUUGUACGUUUCAGAAUAAUAAAUAAAAAUCCAAUCUUUCUCCAUCUCAAACACCUUCUACAACCUUCUUCUCAAGCUCCGAUUGAGCUUCAGCUGCACAAAUUUUCCUCAUUUCUGAAUUGAAUUUGAAACUGAAAUUGAAAAAAACAAACAAAUAAUAUGAAAAGGUCAAGCCUGGACCUGUUAUUCUCAGUGGGCCGGCAGAGAUCAACCCGCGUGCUCAUCCUCUUCGCGCUUCUGUACAUAAUAUUGGUCUGUUUCGAAGUGCCCUUCGUCUUCAAAAAUGGGUUCAUUUCGGUUUCUCAAGAAGUUUCACUUUUCAGCAGCGGUAGCAGUAACGGGAUUUUGAGCUCGAAGCCGUUUCUCCUCGAGAGCGAGGAGGACACGGAGGAGAAAGAGGCCCCCGUCCGCCCCCUCGACCUUCCCUACCGAUCGCCGGAGCGAAAAAUCAGAGAAACCCUCCAAUCGCCCCUCUCCCGGCUGAACCUCUCCGCCGGGAUAGCGAAUUCCGGCCCCGACAUCGGGAUUUCGAAGGCCGCCAAGGACGCGUUGGAAAUCGGCCGGAAGCUCUGGCGGGAGCUCGAAUUAGCCGGAAAAAAUGGCAGCAAUCGUGUGCCCGGCAGCAAGGGGAGUACCAGUACCAAAACCGAGCCAUGCCCGCACUCCAUAUCUGUCGGUGGGGAGGAAUUUUUGAAAAAUGGGAAAAUUAUGGUGCUUCCCUGUGGGCUUACGUUAGGGUCCCACAUGACUGUUGUGGGGAAACCGAGGAUUGCUCAUGCUGAGACCGACCCGAAGAUUUCAUUGCUGAAGGAGGGGCAGUAUGUAAUGGUUUCACAGUUUAUGAUGGAGUUGCAGGGGUUGAAGACAGUGGAGGACGAGGAUCCUCCGAGGAUUUUGCAUUUUAACCCAAGGCUAAAAGGGGAUUGGAGUGGAAAGCCGGUGAUCGAGCACAACACGUGUUACAGAAUGCAAUGGGGAACGUCUCAGAGGUGCGAAGGCUGGAAAUCGCGUGCCGAUGAGGAGACUGUUGAUGACAUGGUGAAAUGUGAAAAAUGGAUACGGGAUGAUGACAACGGCUCGGAGGAAUCAAAGGCGACGUGGUGGCUAAACCGGUUAAUUGGACGAACUAAAAAAGUGACUGUUGAUUGGCCGUUUCCUUUUGCUGAAGGCAAACUGUUCGUACUCACUCUAAGUGCUGGUCUUGAAGGUUACCAUGUCAACGUUGAUGGGAGACACGUCACUUCAUUUCCAUAUCGCACUGGAUUUACACUCGAGGAUGCGACUGGAUUAUCGUUAAAUGGAGAUAUCGAUGUUCAUUCUAUAUUUGCUGGUUCUUUGCCCACAUCGCACCCGAGUUUUGCUCCUCAGAGGCAUCUUGAUUUGUCCGAAGAAUGGAAAGCUCCAUCUAUUCCAUCCGGGCCCGUUGAACUCUUCAUUGGUAUUCUCUCUGCAGGCAGCCACUUUGCUGAAAGAAUGGCCGUGAGGAAAUCUUGGAUGCAGCACAAGCUAAUUAAAUCGUCAAAAGUUGUUGUGCGUUUUUUUGUCGCAUUGAAUGCAAGAAAGGAAGUGAAUACAGAAGUAAAGAGAGAGGCUGAGUUUUUUGGAGAUAUCAUUAUAGUGCCAUACAUGGACAACUAUGACCUUGUUGUUCUCAAAACUGUAGCCAUAUUUGAAUAUGGGGUGCGGAGUAUAUCUGCUAAGUAUAUUAUGAAAGGUGAUGAUGACACAUUUGUGAGGGUAGACGCUAUUCUUAACGAAGCAAAAAAAGUUCGAGAGGGCAAGAGCUUAUAUAUUGGAAAUAUAAAUUACUAUCAUAAGCCUUUGCGCAGUGGGAAAUGGGCCGUCACAUAUGAGGAAUGGCCAGAGGAAGAAUAUCCACCCUAUGCAAACGGGCCGGGCUACAUUAUCUCAUCCGACAUUGCAAACUUUAUUCUUUCGGACUUUGAGAAACAAAACUUAAGGUUGUUUAAAAUGGAGGAUGUUAGUGUGGGAAUGUGGGUGGAGAAAGUAAAUAGCACAAGGCCCGUUGAGUACGUACAUAGCCUGAAAUUCUGCCAGUUCGGAUGCAUAGAAGACUACACAACAGCUCAUUACCAAUCCCCAAGACAAAUGAUCUGUCUUUGGAACAAAUUAAAGCAUUUAGGAAAGCCCUCGUGUUGCAAUGUCAGGUGACAAUAGGACUCAUCUGGAAAAUGGAGCGAACAAAUUUUGCAGUGAUAAUAUAGUAUGACGAUAUAUUGUAAAUUCUGUGUUUUGCGGUUCUGGAGGUUUGUUCACUGCCUGUGAAAAAUAUCAUGUUCUGUCAGUAUUGUAUUGUGAAUUAGAUUAAGUGGCGGUGAAUGUCUGAGUUUCUUAAAGUUUUCGAACUAAUCAGCCAAAAGAAUCUUUGCAGCAUAAAAAUCGAGAUUGUACAGAGUUGUCUUCCCUUAUGCAGCAUUUUCAUUCUGAACAGUUGAAGUUGUCUUCUUCUUCUUCUUCAAAAUAAAUAGAAUUAAAAAUAUUGUAUAUUGUUGGAACAAAUGAACAAUUACCAAAUGUUGUUUAAAUAAGUAUUUAUC
Messenger RNA from Striga asiatica, 2723 nucleotides. Lineage: Eukaryota; Viridiplantae; Streptophyta; Magnoliopsida; Lamiales; Orobanchaceae. The record is from the annotation of a GenBank genome assembly.